Fragaria vesca subsp. vesca is the source of this 1683-nucleotide messenger RNA. RefSeq lists its product as uncharacterized. The coding region runs from base 622 to 1530 and encodes 302 amino acids. The record is from RefSeq and is a predicted model, not a curated record. The transcript is spliced from 3 exons. Lineage: Eukaryota; Viridiplantae; Streptophyta; Magnoliopsida; Rosales; Rosaceae.
AUAUAUAUGAAUAAUAUUGAACACACCAAGACAUUGGUAUACUCUACUUUUUCUCCAUGCCUGCUAACAAUUCACAGCCUGGCAAGCCUGAAUUAUUAAGAAGACCAUGAACAUGAUUAAGGUUUGUUUAAGUUAAGGAGGGUUUUGGUUGUUGCUUUGCUGUUUCCUAAUUAAACUAGUACUGAGGAGCCUUAGCCUGCUGGGAUGGAUUAAUUGGCCUCUUUCAAGAGAUUUGCUGGUGUAGAGGUGUCCAGGAAUCUUCUGUCUCCCAAUUCACCACUGCACUCCAUACUAUCCAGAGCUUUGCUAGCUGCACUCCUUUCGAUUUCUCCGUCCAAUCCACGCGUAAAGGAAUUAGAAUGACUAGUACUCAUGAUGCUUAGUACGUACUGCUCAUCAUCAACAUCAUCAUCACAAGAAAAUUCUCUGCAGUUUGCAUAUUGAUCGAGUAUGUUUUGGCUAGCUUCCCAGUGGUAAUUGCUUAUGGAUGAUACAAGUAUAAUUGGCAUGAAGUUGAACAACGGAAGUUCUCAAUGAGCCUCAUAGCGGAGAAUCACUACCUGACCUUUUUCUAUUUCAGUUAACAACAGUUUCUGACUGGCGCGGUUUACUCCUUCAGGCAUGGGAACCAAAAUUGAAUACUCCAUCAACAUAUUAGGAGCCUCACAAAGUAGCAACAGCUUAGCUGUUCAUAGAGUGGAUGACUGGGACUAUUUUCAGAAAGUUGGGCUGAAGCAAAAGUAUCAGAAAACUAGAUUUGAGGACAAUCUUCGCUACUCAGUGGACAGAAUGCUCGAUAAGCACAACAUGGAUACCAUCAGAAAGACAAUGCAGAUGCAUGAAGACACCUUUAGGCACCAGAUAUGUGAGCUCCACCGGCUGUACAGUGUACAAAAGAUGCUAAUGGAUGAACUGAAACAAGAGAUAAAUCAAAAUAGAAUUUGGGGUUGCAUGACUAGUAAUGCAGAUCACAUUCACAUUCAGCAGUCUCAGUUGUUUAACCAGCAGCACGCGACAGCUCAAACUUCAUCCGGCUAUAAUAUCCAUCUCCAUAGGUUGAGAGAAGAUCCAAGCUCUAGAGAGCGAAGUGGAAGUUGCUCAGGAGAGUACACCAUGAAAAUUUCCAGGGGUUUUGAUCUCGAAAGGCCAGCUGCCGAGGAAGACAUCUCAACAGGAGUUAGUACUAUUGAUCAAGACCAGACGGCGCCAAGCUCUAACAUGGCAUUGAUCAAAAGUAAUAACAUGAGGAGCAUGGAUGUCUAUGACGAAGAUAGUGAAGAAGUGGAGCUGACAUUAAGCAUUGGAAGCAGCAAAAGCAAGAAAAGAUCCAAAUCUAACCAGCUGAGGCCUCAUUUAGGGUGUUCAGAGCUGGUGAUAAACAAAGAAAAGGUACUCGACUCACCUACCUCGUUAAAAUCAGAUAGAGGAGAUUGCAGUGAUCCCACAACUCCCAUGAGCAGCUCCAGUGCAACAGUUGACCAGGAAAGAAAGCAGCCACAUUGGCUUUUCCAUGGUUUAAAGCUCAAAUAGGACUCAUACUUCAAAUCGUGUGCAUGAUUGGCAAAAUCUAUGAGUUGUUCAUUCUUGAAAUUCUAAUUUAGUUGUCAAUUUAAUAAAUGAACAAUUGAUCAGAUAAUGUUUUUGAGGCAUUUCAUUAGUGCAUGUAUAUAGGACAUAUCCAAA